Jatropha curcas is the source of this 2147-nucleotide messenger RNA. The record is from RefSeq and is a predicted model, not a curated record. NCBI's taxonomy places the organism in Eukaryota, Viridiplantae, Streptophyta, Magnoliopsida, Malpighiales, Euphorbiaceae.
AUCUUUUCUCAAAAAAAAAAAAAAAAAAAUGUAAGACACCCCAUACAUUGUAAUUGCAGAGAAACUUCAUGGUUUCUCCAAUUGUGGAAUAGAAAUGCCUCUGCGGGCUCUGCCUUAUGCCUACUCCAUUAUUAUUAACCUCUUCUUGUUCUUCUUCUUCUUCUUUUGUUUCCCUACAAGCCAUUCCCUCCAUUAGUUUCUCUCAGCUCUCUUUCUCUCUUUUCAAUCUUCGAAAAUGGACCGAGGACUUCAAGAGAUCGUCCUGAAAGGCGAUGUGCUUACCUUCCUUAGCCUAUUUGAAGGAAAUGAAAACAUAAUUAACCAAAAAAUCCCUUCAGGGUCAUCAAACACGAUUCUACACAUAGCAGCGCUUCAUGGGCAUCUAGAAUUGGGAAAAGAGAUCGUGAAGCUCAGGCCGGAGAUGGUGUCUGAGGUUAAUGAGAAGAUGGAGACCCCUUUGCAUGGAGCAUGCAGAGAAGGGAAGUUGGAGAUGGUGAAGCUGUUGAUAGAGACUGAUCCUUGGGUGGUUUAUAAGGUGAACAGAGAUAAUGAAAGUGCUCUGUUUGUGGCCUGUGAAAGAGGGAAGCUUGAGGUGGUGAAUUAUCUCUUGAAUUUUCAUUGGUUACUCAUGUCGGAGGUUGAUAGCUUGACUACUUCUCUUCACAUUGCAGCUUUAGGAGGGCAUACAGAAAUUGUUAAGGAAAUCUUGAAAAUAAGGCCAGAUUUUGCAUGGAAGAAGGACAAGAACGGGUGCACUCCUCUACACUUGGCUUGCAGCAAAGGCCAUCUCGAGACAACCAGAGAAUUGCUAAGAUUUGAUACAGACCUUUCUUCUUUACAAGAUAAUAUUGGCCGUACACCUCUCCAUUGGGCUGCAAUCAAAGGCCGACUCAGCAUCAUCGACGAGAUUCUAUCAGUCAGCCUUGAAUCUGCUGAGAUUAUAACAAAAAAUGGAGAGACAGUCAUUCAUUUGGGAGUUAAAAACAACCAGUUUGAUGCUAUUAAGUACCUGAAGGAGAAUCUCAACACCACAGAGCUUAUUAAUAAGCCCGAUAAUGAUGGCAAUACUGCUUUGCAUCUAGCAACUGCUGGAAAACUUAGCACUAUGGUGAUCUACCUACUGAAAAUGAACGCCGACGUGAAUGUUAUAAACCGCAAGGGACAAACUGCACUAGACGUAGUUGAGUCAGACGUCAGCAACUCUGGUGCGCUGGCGAUUAUACCAGCAGUACUAGAUGCAGGAGGCAAGAGAGGUGACCAAAUGCCACCAAUUUCCAGAGAAAUUCAACAAAUACAAAACACAGGAAACACCUCUAAUAACGUACAAAUUUCAUCUCCAAAUUCUCCCAAUCACCAUCGCCACCACCGCUGCAAGCAUCGCCGCCGGGAAAAACAGUUAGAAGUCCAAAGCGAAGGUCUACGUAAUGCACGUAAUACAAUUAUUAUCGUCGCAGUUUUGAUUGCCACUGUUACAUUCGCAGCCGGCAUAAACCCGCCUGGUGGGUUUAACCAAACUACAGGAAAAAGUAUGGUGGGGAUGCAUACUUCUUUUAAGGUUUUCGUGGUAUGUAAUAUUCUAGCACUGUUUCUGUCACUAGGGGUUGUUAUUUUCCUAGUCAGCAUUAUCCCUUUUCGACGAAGAUCGAUGAUGAAAUUAUUGGCAGUGACACAUAAAGUGAUGUGGGCGUCCACCUCAUUCAUGGCGGCCGCUUACAUUGCCGCCAUGUGGACAAUAUUGCCACAUGGACAAGGGUGGGGUGCGGUGUGGGUUUUGGUGGCAAUGGUGGGUAUAGGAGGAGGAAGCACAAUGGCAAUUUUUGUGGGUUUAGGGUUUUUGUUCACGAAACAUUUGGUUAGGAAAUGGGAAUGGAGAAAAAGAAAUAAGGAAAAGAGAAAAAAUGAAAGCCCAAGUAGUAGUAUUAGUCGCUUAGAAGAAAUGAAGGUUAUUAAAAGAGGAAGUUGUGAGACUACUAGUAAUUCAGAUGUUGAUAGCUCUGACCAAGGUGGUUACCACUUGUAUUAAUUACUUAAUUAAUUAGAUUUAAUUAAGUAGUAAUUAUGUAGUUCUAGAUUUAAUUUAUUGGUUAGAUAGGUAGCCUUGUUAAUUAAUUUGCUUCCUUAUUAUUGAAUCUUUAUAUCAGCAAUAA